CGGGGCGGGCCGGCGGCUGCGCGGGCGGGCGGCUUCCCGCGCGGCCAUGGCGGCGCCCGCCUACCCCGCCUGGGUGACGCGCUGGGUGUCGGGGCAGUGGCGGAACAAGAAGCGGCCCCCGGCGCUCCGCCCGCCCCGGGCUCUGGCGCUGGCCGACAAGGUGGCGAACCGCCGGGAGGAGGCGACAGAGGCAACCUGCAUUACGGAGAUGUCAGUAAUGAUGGCCUGCUGGAAACAGAAUGACUUCAACGACGCGCCUUGUGCCGAGGAGAUCAGGAUGUUCUACGACUGCGUGGCAAAGGCAGAAAAAGAGCGGAAGAAUCAAAAUGAGGACACCAUGUCAUCCAGGGGAAAUUUGCCUUCAAGCAAAGUGAACAAGCUCCUGAAGAGAUUUCCUCAGAUCACACGUUAUGUAUAAUGUACUUUAUAAAAGGGACUGUUGCCAAGCAAUUAAAGUUGGUGUCUUGGUCAAAAAAAAGGAAAGUCAAUUUAAGUGAUGGUUAGAUGCAGGUGAUGUGUGGAUCUUGACCCUGCUUUUGAUUCCAGAGCAAGAACCACCCAUCUUGAGUAUCGGCUGAUUUUGUUCAUGAGACUCAUGGGUCUUGCAGCGUGUUGUUCAGCUUGCCUACUCAGGUCCUCACUGUUAAAUAAAACCUUCUAGGCAUUUGUGUAAAUGCAUUUCCUAACAGCGCAUGACUUCUUCACAUGCGAGCUUCUUGUCCAGCUCUGGAGCCGCUAUCAAUAAGCAUUUGAGCACAACAAACACUGAGCCAAGUUAGAAUUGCUAGUAAUGAUGGUAGUAAUUGAUGGUAUGGUGGCUCGUAUUCUUAUGUGGAUGUAUACACAAUCUGGUGCCUUUUGAAAUUUUUUAAAUUUCCACUACUGUAAAAAAAGGCUGUAAAAUGUAGAAAAAAUCUCCAGCAAAAUACCUUGGUAUUUUGUAUUACAAUACAUUGGUAAGUAUCAAAUAUAACUUUAGUAUGGAAGUUUGUGAUUUUGACCCUCUGAUUUGCAGGUGGGACAGAUAUGGUGCCACAUUAGUUUGAUUAUUUUGUCUGUACUGUAAUAAAGCAAGACUGGUGUUUGACCUGGGCAACUCAUAAUCUACAACAAAAUGUUUCAUUGUUUUUUGGUAAAAAAACUAAAAGGGGGAGAGACAGUUAAACCAUAUACUGAUAAUUGAAAUAAUGUAAUUAUUUCAAUUCAAGAAUUCUUGUAAUUCAUUUUUAGUUUUGAUGGGGGCGGGGGGUGGGGGGGCAGUUUCCACUGCAGUACCACAAAACUACAGGCAGGUUCUUGGGACCGGUAGUGUCCUGGAGAACUAAUGUUCUAACUGUUUAUAUUGGUAAUUCUUUUGGGCGUGUUGAAGAAGCAGAAUAAGAGGAGAGUCGGGCACACACAUACUCUGUGAUUACUCAUGGGUGGCUGUAGAGUUUGCUGGAGCUGAGUUCUCUGGAGCCCCAGACUGAUACCUGUUCAUCACAAAAAUUUUGGUCAGGUGAAGGUUUUCAAGUUAGUGAAGCAACAUUCGCUUAGUGGUUAAUUACAGUGGCUCAUUAGUGGAUAAUCCAGGGUAGCUUAUUCUUUUGUUGCUAUUAUGACAUAAUUGGGUGUUUUAGAAGACUUGGGGUCAGUAAGAACACAAUAUCCACAUCUGAGUUUGGGAAAACACUUUGGUUCUAUGACAUUCUGUAUUUUCUGUCCAGAAGACAGUGUGAAAAGGAAUGCUACUUGCUGUUCCUUUGUUUCUGGAGGAUAAAAGCUAGAUUGGGAGUGAGAAACUGUUUCACCUCUGUUGAUGAUGAUUUUUUUCUUCAUUUUAAAACUUGCAAUAAAAGUGUUCUGCAUCUCUUAAGAUAGCA
This is a messenger RNA of Lonchura striata (white-rumped munia), 1862 nucleotides long. RefSeq names its product coiled-coil-helix-coiled-coil-helix domain containing 1 (gene CHCHD1). Lineage: Eukaryota; Metazoa; Chordata; Aves; Passeriformes; Estrildidae. Gene Ontology annotation, molecular function: RNA binding. Gene Ontology annotation, biological process: mitochondrial translation. Gene Ontology annotation, cellular component: nucleoplasm; mitochondrion; mitochondrial ribosome. The record is from RefSeq and is a predicted model, not a curated record.